Penicillium daleae is the source of this 522-nucleotide messenger RNA. RefSeq names its product PPP1R11/YPI1 family protein. The transcript is spliced from 2 exons. The record is from RefSeq and is a predicted model, not a curated record. Gene Ontology annotation, molecular function: protein phosphatase 1 binding; protein serine/threonine phosphatase inhibitor activity. Gene Ontology annotation, cellular component: nucleus. NCBI's taxonomy places the organism in Eukaryota, Fungi, Ascomycota, Eurotiomycetes, Eurotiales, Aspergillaceae. Bases 1 to 522 code for a protein of 173 amino acids.
AUGUCUCGAACUCGCCAACCGGCGACUCUAUCCUCUCAGUCUACAACUGAAACUUCUCGAGAUUCAUCCACCCUUCGGCUCACGGGCACCCUCCGACUGAGGGCCGAGGAUACCCCCGACACCACCACCGCUGAAUCGUCCCCAGGCCGUCGCAUUCGAUGGAGCGAAGACGUAGUCGACAAUGAGGGCAUGGGCAAGAAAAGCUCAAAGGUCUGCUGUAUCUACCACAAGGCACGACCCGUAGGCGAAAGCAGUUCUGAAUCCGAGUCCUCCUCCAGCUCCUCAGACUCGGAUAGUGAAAGCGAGACCGAUCACCGGAAUCACAUGGCCCAUCACGCCCACCCACGAGGGCGCAGGCCGUUGGGCGAGAAUCAGGCCGACCAGCCUCCCGAUGCAGACUCGACAGCAUGCUGUUCUGACCACCAUCACCAGAAGAUCAAGCGCAGGAGGAGGAAGCCCAGUCCGAAUGCGUAUGAGAAGAUGCCCAAGCCUUCGAAGAACAGUCAGCCCCGGGGUACCUGA